Messenger RNA from Acipenser ruthenus (sterlet), 1096 nucleotides. It is a transcript of the gene tex36, whose product is annotated as testis expressed 36. Lineage: Eukaryota; Metazoa; Chordata; Actinopteri; Acipenseriformes; Acipenseridae. The transcript has 4 exons. The record is from RefSeq and is a predicted model, not a curated record. Bases 194 to 811 code for a protein of 205 amino acids.
GGCUGAACCAGGAAGCGACCAUGGCGGGGUUUCUAUGGUAACACAUAAACUACAUUCAGUGUACUCGACUUUUAAGCCUAUGAAAGUUUGUUUCAGAUAUAUACAUUGUACAUUGUCGCGCAGAACGAUUGCAUUACAAUAUGCUGAUGAAUGCCAAUUGAGUCUAUAAAGUCUGUAUUCGAAAUUAUUUAAAAUGCCAAAAGGAGCAAAUUACAAUCCGUCUCCCGACAGUGAUGGGAAAUGGUUUUCUCAUAGAGGUUUGCCACCAAUCCAGCUGAAAAGACACAUAGCAACAAGCACGGGUUUCAUGCUAAACCAGGUGACCACUGCCCUUCCAUUUCUGCAGGGGGAGAGGUUUCCAAAAACCUUUAUACAACAAGAAGGGAAAACACCAGGGAGAGAAUAUCCAUUUUCGGUUCAUGACAACAGGCUUGCAUUGCAGGACACUAUGCAUGUGUGUGAUUCUGGACUUGGUCGCAAAAAGGCUAAUUGGGAAAAAAGGCAGCACGCAUCCCACAACGCUUUCCUUUGGGCUCCAGGAGCAUUGGGGAGAGAGGACAACUGCACGUGCUAUCAGACAGACUACCUGGGCUGCCAGGACACCGAGUCCCCUGUGUACAGGCGUUACCCCAGAAGCCACACCAGGGGCUCGAGCCACAGUGCUGCCCCUGCUGACAACGACUGUUUGUGGUUCGGGAGGCACAAAGACAAAAACACAAAGCAGCGAGCCCCUCUGCAUGUUCCGGUUGGCAUUCAGUUUCCCUGGAUAUACUCCUACUACACCAAAAGUUUCUCGACUAAAUAUGAGUAGCGGUAAUCUUUGGCGGCUAAGAAUAAAUGCAAAGCAGCUGUUCUUUUUUUGUAAUGUUAUUAUUCUUACACCAUCACCAGCUUUUUAUUUGACCAAAGUCAUGCACGCCACAGUAAGGAUUUAUUUUUUCCUUAACCAGGCACAAGCAACUCAUCGAUUCACUGAGACUCCCACUGAUAACUUUUUAGAAUGAAGCACAAACAGAAAGCUGAACAGUAAUCACAUUAGAAAAUGUAAUAAUUGAUGUAUAACAGCAGAAACAAUCUGCACAAUAAAUCUUCCAAA